Messenger RNA from Erigeron canadensis, 1061 nucleotides. Its product is annotated as cell differentiation protein rcd1-like. Lineage: Eukaryota; Viridiplantae; Streptophyta; Magnoliopsida; Asterales; Asteraceae. Gene Ontology annotation, cellular component: CCR4-NOT complex; P-body; CCR4-NOT core complex. The record is from RefSeq and is a predicted model, not a curated record. Gene Ontology annotation, biological process: mRNA catabolic process; negative regulation of translation. The transcript has 9 exons. Bases 1 to 918 code for a protein of 305 amino acids.
AUGGAGAAUUUGCCAGAAACACUUUAUGUCGAUCCAAUCAGUGUGUCGUAUUGCACGACGCCAACAGACUCUACAGCCGCGGAUCAUGCCAAGAUAGAGCAAUGCAUACAAUUGCUUCAUGAACCAUUGCACAGAGAAGAAGCUCUUGCAAUACUAAACAAGGUGCAUGAACGAAGAAUUAAAGACAUGCCAGUGCUACUAUGGAAUGCCAACAAUGUAUCCUACAUUCUACUACAGGAGAUUUUAUCGGCUUACAAGCUAUUGUCACCUCCUACGCUUACUCGGAAAGAAGCCACGAGAGUUUGCAAUGCAUUGGCCUUGAUUCAGGCAAUGGCAACGCAUCCUGAAACAAGGAUGAAGAUUGUGAAAGCAAAGCUGCCUGUUUACAUCUACCCAUUCAUGAACACUACUGAGAGUCACGUCAAGCAUUUUGACUAUUUGCGCCUCACCAGCUUAGGUAUUAUUGGGGCGCUGGUUAAGUCAGAAGAUACAAACUCCCCAGAUAUCAUUCAUUUUCUUCUUGAAACGGAACUAUUUCCAUUGUGCCUUCGGUGCAUGGAAGUGGGAGGUGAACUGGCAAAAACGGUUGCAGCCUUUAUAAUUAGUAAGAUUCUGAUGUAUGAAGAGGGGCAGCGAUACUGUGGGACAUUCCCAGAACGGUUUUAUGCAGUGUCUAAUGUUUUGGCCAAUACCAUAGACCAGUUUCCUGGAAAACCACCAUCACAGUUGCUGAAACAUAUAUUAACCUGCUUUAUGCGUUUGACUGAUGUGUCUAGGGCACGUGAUGCGUUGAGCAAAUGUUACCCUGCCAAAUUGAGAGAUCCUGCAUACAUCAACUUUGCUUGUGAGGACAUGGCUGUUCGAAGACUUGCUGAUCAAGUGCUCCACAAUGUGACUGUUCACAGGACAUUUGGUUGAUCCAACAGCUACUAAUAGGAUGUUUCUGUAGUCUCUAAACAUCUUUUACAAAGGAAACCUAUGCAUUUUCUAAGAAGUUUUUAGAUUCAAUAAAAACCAGUCUUAUAUGUUAACUUAAUGACCGUUAAUUUUGGUUGAGUAUG